Molecule: messenger RNA, 582 nt
Organism: Pyrus x bretschneideri (Chinese white pear)
Lineage: Eukaryota; Viridiplantae; Streptophyta; Magnoliopsida; Rosales; Rosaceae
Product: 3-isopropylmalate dehydratase large subunit, chloroplastic-like
Exons: 2
Coding region: 70-363 (97 amino acids)
Source: RefSeq, a predicted model, not a curated record
AAGAAAUUUUAUGAAAGGCAUGAUAAAUGAAAUCUUGUUUAUUGUAUAUUCUGAAAUCUGCGGGUUUGGAUGGACGUGUAUAGUCUGCCAGUUCCAGGGUCUGGUGGCAAGACUUGCUCCCAGAUAUUUGAGGAAGCUGGAUGUGACGCACCUGCAAGUCCCACUUGCGGUGCUUGCAUGGGUGGUCCGAAAGACACGCAUGCACGCUUAAAUGAACCUCAGGUAUGCGUCUCGACAACAAACAGGAACUUCCCAGGUCGAAUGGGUCACAAGGAAGGCCAGAUAUAUCUCGCUUCCCCCUAUACGGCUGCUGCGUCAGCUUUGACUGGUUACGUCACCGACCCGAGAGAGUUUUUGCAGUAGGCAGUUUUAUCAUUACAAUCUGAUCAGUGUAUGUCAUCUUUAUAUUCUGCAACUAAAUGCUGUUAGAUAGCAGAGAUUACGGAAUAAUGGGUAUAACAUCCAUCCUGCAAGGUUUUAUGUCUUGUGAUUGUCGGGUAGCUGCCAUAUUGUAUGUGUAAUCGUUUGAGCAUGUUAGAAUGUAUUUAUGAAACGAUGGAAUAAUGAGGGCUUGUCGGUGAA